This is a messenger RNA of Knipowitschia caucasica, 636 nucleotides long. NCBI's taxonomy places the organism in Eukaryota, Metazoa, Chordata, Actinopteri, Gobiiformes, Gobiidae. The record is from the annotation of a GenBank genome assembly.
AUGGGCGGUCAUACGGGGAGUGCGGGGCGGCCGCGGCGCGUGGCGCUGUUCGUGGCUUGUUGCGUCCCCUGGUCUGGUGCACGGUACCUUCAGGCGCUGCUGCGCGGAGACGCUGAUUCCUAUGGCGCUGGUCGGGGAGGAGGGGACGGGGCUAAGAGGGUGGGAUGGGCCACGGUUGGGACAGGAGACUCGAGGUGGGGGAGGUGGGGCGAGAUGGGGGGAGGGGGAGAGGUCAGGGCAACGAGGAGGGUCGUGGAGGAGGCGGGGGGAGGGGGGGGCGGGGUCGGGGGGGGGGAGGGGGACGGAGACGUGGUGGGGACAACUGCAAUGGGCAGGGUGGGGGCAGGUAGGAGGAUCGGUGGGUGGCUGCGGGUGGGGGGGGUGGAAGAGGGGUGUUGGGGUGGCUGGGCGGGUGGUGAGGGAGGGGGUGGAGGGCGGAGGGUGGCGGGGGGAGAGGGGAACGGGGGAGUGGUAGGGUGGAGGGGGCUGGACGCCCAGGGGCGGCUCCUGUCGCUCGCUCUCCCCUGCCUUCCGCUGCUCCGUACCCUCUGUUAUUCUGGUCGCUUUCUCGGCGGCGAAGGGUCGGGGGCUGGCUGGCAGGUGAGGCGGUUUGGGUGGGUGGUCCGAAGGCAAUAA